Hyphopichia burtonii NRRL Y-1933 is the source of this 798-nucleotide messenger RNA. RefSeq lists its product as uncharacterized. The transcript has a single exon. Lineage: Eukaryota; Fungi; Ascomycota; Pichiomycetes; Serinales; Debaryomycetaceae. Bases 1 to 798 code for a protein of 265 amino acids. The record is from RefSeq and is a predicted model, not a curated record.
AUGAACGCUCUGAAUUUACCUAUAAGAAUACCGCUUAGUAUCACUAGGAAAUGGUUGUACUUGGUGAUUUGGUUUGUAUCAGUUAUCAUUUUAUUACCAAUAUCAAUCUUAAUUUAUAGCUAUUUCUAUAAAGUUUUAAUCCCAGAUUCAAUUUAUUCAAUUCGUCCUGAUAUUUCACAUCCUGAAAAUACUUAUUUGCAGUUUGAUUCGGUUAAGCCAAUCACAAAUCAUGAGAUAGUUUAUGACUUGGUUUUGAAAACUUCAAUUACUUGUCAAACUGGUAACAAUCAAGUUCAUUCUAUACCUUAUAAAGUUUAUCAUGAACAAAAUAAGCAGCUUGAAGUAUGGAACCAGGGCCAAUUUAUUUAUGACUGCGAUAUCAGAAACAUCUACAGUGAAAACAAUUGGUUUAUACCAUUUAACUUGAGAUACUGGGUACCCCCAAUAAUAGUUAAUAACUUCAAAACUUUAACUAAUGUUAAGAAAAUAGGGUCAAUAAACUCUAAAGAUUUAUUUAAGGUAUUCCCGAAAUUCAAUGAGAGAAUUUUCAGCGGAACUUAUGAAGGGAAUUUGAAGAUAGAGUUUGAUUACCCGUUAAAAAAUCUUAUCGAAGUACAGCUUGUGACCAAUUGGAAUGGCCUUAGGUAUUACUUGAUUAAUUAUUCUUUAAUUUGUCUGGUUAUUGGAAUAAGUUUCAUCUGGAGUUUGAACUGUACAAUAUGUUUCUUUACAAGCUUGCUAGUUUGGUAUAAGUUCACUCAAAAUCUUACAAGUGAAAAUAAAAUCAAAAGCUUAUGA